Lindgomyces ingoldianus is the source of this 1113-nucleotide messenger RNA. RefSeq lists its product as uncharacterized. The record is from RefSeq and is a predicted model, not a curated record. The transcript has 6 exons. The coding region runs from base 1 to 1113 and encodes 370 amino acids. NCBI's taxonomy places the organism in Eukaryota, Fungi, Ascomycota, Dothideomycetes, Pleosporales, Lindgomycetaceae.
AUGGCCGACUCUACUACCGUCAUCAGGAAGCGAUAUACAGUGGAUACCAGUCAGUUCGAUUUCGACGACCACUCUUCCAAUUCCAGAAGUGUCCGGACUACGAAUAUCACCCUCAUCGUUCUAGUCGGGAUUUUCGUUAGUUUACGUCUUUUCGUGAGGAUAUGCAUGGUUCGAAAGGUGUUUGUGGAUGACAUUCUAAUAUUAGUGGCAUCGGUACUCACCGUCGCUCUUGCCGCUGUGUGUAUUGCAGCUACUAAUCAUGGAAUGGGAACUCACGUCUGGCUUCUGGAUAUGCCGACCAUGUUGCAAACUAUCAAGAGCGCUGUUCAGUAUCUAUUUAUAUGUCAAGUUCUCUAUGCAUUCGCAGUCGCCUUUACCAAGAUCUCCAUCAUCGCAUCGUAUCUUCGUUUCGUCCAAGAGAAAAGGUUCCGGAUAUCCAUGUUGAUUACAGCUGUAGUGAUCGGUGGCCUUUGGAUUACUGGUGUCUUCGUUACAAUAUUUCAAUGUCGUCCGGUUUCAGCGGCUUGGGACUUCACUAAUCUAAAUGGGAAAUGUGUCAACUAUGUUGACUACCUCUACGCUAGCUCGGCACUUACCGUCGCAACGGACAUUGUUCUGUGCGUUCUCCCAUGGCCGUAUUUUUGGAAGCUUCAGAUGUCGUUGAAGCAACGGAUCAUUCUCUGCUUACUUUUGGGUGGUGGGGCUGGCGCCUGCGUAGCCAGUGUCCUGCGAAUAACUAAACUCGACAUGCUCCGCAAUGCAGAUUUGACGUAUCAAGCGGUCCCAACUUUGAACUUAUCGGUGAUAGAGUGCAGUGUUGGCAUCAUCUGUGUCAGUAUCCCCCCGCUCCGACCUCUUGCCGUUCGCCUCUUCCCGCGAGCGCUGCUCAACAACCAGUUACCAUCUAUCAGGUCGACACCACAGACAGCACGGACAUAUUCUCUAAGUAAACUCUCGGCGAACACAGAUAACAAUUCGGGAAGCCAAACGGAACAUGACGCUGGACCGACAUUCUAUCGAGAACACAGCUCAGAAGCUGAACUAGGGCGGUUCAGAAACAUGGUCGAAGUGUCGGGAGAUUCCCAGAAGGAAUACUGGAAGCUGAAUAGCUGA